AUCAGUUCAUUUUCAAGAGUACCUUACUCAACAAUUUCAGAAGUUAAACAGUCCGUUAUUUCAGCGCAUGAAAUCUCGUCUGAUUCAUCAUUUCUACGCGAAUUUGCAGCUUAGAAUUACCAACGAAAUGGAAACGAUAGUGGAAGAAAUCGUAGCAGUUGAAGACUUAAAGAAAAAUGAGCAACUGUACAAUGCUGAGCUGGCACAGGGGAGGGUGACCGUCGGGACUCAGUUUCAGUAUGCUUGGUGUCUGGUGAGAAGUCGUUACAGGGAUGACAUGAGGAGAGGGGUCGUACUCCUGGAGGAACUACUGCAUGGCGGAAGCCCUCAGGUCCAGAGGGAUUGCCUUUUCUAUCUAGCCAUCGGAUAUUACAGGCUGAAGGAAUAUACAAAUGCCCUGAAGUUUGUCCAAGGCCUUCUUCAAAUUGAACCCAACAACAGGCAAGGAGCUGAUCUUGAAAAACUCAUCAAGAAGAAGAUGAAUAAAGAUGGACUUCUCGGGAUGGCAAUCGUAGGUGGAGCAGCUGUAGCCCUUGCUGGUCUAGUUGGAGCAGGAAUCGCCCUAGCGAAGAAAUAGAACUCCCUUGCACAUCAUUUCCAAAGAAAAGAUAUUGAUGUUAAUAAUCUUUUUGCAAAUAUCAAACUCUAAUGUGAAUAUAUCAAACAAAGGAAGGUCAAAGAAUUUUCUGAUUGAUAAGACAUGGUUAUGCGAAUUGUACACGUUAGUGAAACAGGACAACUCUUGGAGGGGGCACCUCUCCUUCAGAUAAAAUCCCCUGGAACACUUUGUCCAACACUUUCCGUACACCUUCCAAAUGCAUGCACACUGUUUAUUUCAUAUUAAUGGAUUUAUUUUCAGACGGGCUUCUUGGAAUGGCAAUAGUUGGUGGUGCAGCCGUAGCGGUGGCAGGACUAGUCGGAGCAGGAAUUGCUCUUGCAAAGAAGAAAUAGC
Messenger RNA from Lytechinus variegatus (green sea urchin), 952 nucleotides. RefSeq names its product mitochondrial fission 1 protein-like (gene fis1). The record is from RefSeq and is a predicted model, not a curated record. The coding region runs from base 68 to 577 and encodes 169 amino acids. Gene Ontology annotation, molecular function: protein binding. Gene Ontology annotation, cellular component: mitochondrial outer membrane; peroxisomal membrane. The transcript is spliced from 4 exons. NCBI's taxonomy places the organism in Eukaryota, Metazoa, Echinodermata, Echinoidea, Temnopleuroida, Toxopneustidae. Gene Ontology annotation, biological process: mitochondrial fission; mitochondrial fragmentation involved in apoptotic process; peroxisome fission.